Messenger RNA from Sceloporus undulatus (fence lizard), 6178 nucleotides. RefSeq names its product RIC1 homolog, RAB6A GEF complex partner 1 (gene RIC1). The record is from RefSeq and is a predicted model, not a curated record. Lineage: Eukaryota; Metazoa; Chordata; Lepidosauria; Squamata; Phrynosomatidae. Gene Ontology annotation, biological process: retrograde transport, endosome to Golgi; intracellular protein transport. Gene Ontology annotation, molecular function: protein binding. Bases 282 to 4538 code for a protein of 1418 amino acids. The transcript is spliced from 26 exons. Gene Ontology annotation, cellular component: Golgi membrane; Ric1-Rgp1 guanyl-nucleotide exchange factor complex; cytosol.
ACUGCCGAAACGAGAGAGAGAUGGCGGCAGGAGGAGGAGGAGGGUGGCGAGAGCGCCGUCGCGAGCACUAGCCUUCCGUGGCUCGGCCUCCUCCAAAGGGUCCUCCGCGAAGAAGGUGAAGCUGUGGGCAUGAACAGCGGCGGCGGCGGCGUCUCCGUCUCCGCUUCCCUCGUCCUUCGUCCCUCGGGGGCACCCCUUCGCUGAUGCCUCGGGCUGCAGCCCAUCUGGCCGCGCCUGCCGCCUAAGGAAGGAAGGAAGGAAGGGAGGAGGAGGACGGCGCCAUGUAUUUCCUGAGCGGCUGGCCCAAGAGGCUGCUGGGCCCCCCGGAGGCCCUGGAGCCCCCGCUCCGCAUCCAGGCCGACCCGCGCAGGACUUGGUUCGCAGUGCUCUCCCGCUCCCAGCUCGGCCUCUGGCACAACCGGCCUAGUGUGUUAAUUGUAAGCUACAAAGAAUCACAAAAAGCAGUAUCACAAUUUGGGCAUUAUGACCAAGCUGAAUGGAGGCCUGACAGCACCAUGAUAGCUGUUUCGACCGCAAAUGGAUACAUCUUGUUUUUUAAUCUUCCAUCUUCAAGAGACAAGUACCUUUAUGAGCCAGUUUAUCCCAAAGGAAGCCCCCAUAUGAAGGGAACGCCACACUAUAAGGAAGAACAGUGUGCUCCUUUAUUGAAUCUAGAGAAGAAGCAAGUAUUGGAUUUGCAAGCAUCUAUAACCAGUUUACAGUCCAUGGUGGAGGAUCUCCUUGUUGCUACUGCUGAUGGUCUUCUCCAUCUUAUUCAUUGGGAUGGAAUGACAAAUGGAAGAAAAGCCAUAAACCUCUGUACAGUACCAUUUUCUGUGGAUCUUCAUUCUUCUAGAGGUUCAUUUUUAGGAUUUGAAGAUGUGCACAUUAGAGACAUGGAAUACUGUGCUACUCUUGAUGGGUUUGCUGUUGUAUUUAAUGAUGGAAGAGUUGGUUUUAUUACACCAAUGUCAAGUGGUUUCACAGCAGAGCAGCUCCAUGGUGUUUGGGCACAAGAUGUUUUGGAUGGAACCUGUGUGGCUGUAAACAAUAAAUACAGAUUAAUGGCAUUUGGAUGUGCAAAUGGUUCAGUGCAAGUUUAUACAAUAGAUAGUUCUACAGGCGCCAUGCAGCUGUCUCAUAAACUGGAGCUAACACCCAAACAGUAUCCUGAUAUUUGGAACAAAACAGGAGCUGUUAAACUUAUCAGAUGGUCUCCUGAUAACUGCGUUGUUAUGGUGACCUGGGAGUGUGGAGGUCUUUCCUUAUGGAGUGUAUUUGGUGCUCAGCUUAUCUGUACUCUAGGAGGAGACUUCGCUCAUCAAUCUGAUGGUACCAAAAAAGACCCUCUAAAGAUCAGCUCUAUGAGUUGGGGAUCAGAAGGUUAUCAUUUAUGGGUAAUUGAUGCGAAUAGCUCUGCCAAUUCAGUAACAAAGAGCAAGUGUAAAAAUGAGUAUCAGCGGUGUGGUAUUUUGCAGUUUCAAUUCAUCAAAAGUGCACUCGCAGUUAAUCCUUGCAUUAGCAACCAGGAACAGGUCCUCCUUCAGGGAGAAGAUCGCUUGUACUUGAACUGUGGAGAUGCUAUACAGGCUCAGAAUCCCAGAUGUUCCUCAGCACACUCUGAACAUAAGGCUCUCAGAGGCCAAUUUUCAGAUGGAAGCAUAGAUUCUCAGGGUUUAAGCACUUUAUUAGGGCACAGACAUUGGCAUGUUGUACAGAUUCACAGUACCUACUUAGAAAUUAAUUGGCCUAUAAGGUUUUCAGCCAUCGAUAAGAUGGGGCAGAAUGUAGCCGUAGUUGGCAAGUUUGGUUUUGCACAUUAUUCUUUGCUUUCCAAAAAGUGGAAGCUGUUUGGCAACAUUACCCAGGAACAAAAUAUGACGGUGACUGGUGGCUUAGCAUGGUGGAAUGAUUUCAUUGUUAUUGCAUGUUAUAACUUAAAUGAUCGCCAAGAAGAGCUAAGAAUAUAUUUGCGAACAGCCAAUCUGGACAAUGCAUUUGCUCAUAUCACCAAAGUGCAGGUGGAAACAUUAUUACUCAGCGUCUUUAGGGACAUAGUAAUUUUGUUUAGAGCUGACUGUUCUAUUUGCCUUUAUAGUAUUACAAGAAAAUCUGAUGGUCCUAACCCUACUACCAGUAUUCAGGUUCUUCAGGAGGUAUCCAUGUCGCGUUAUAUUCCUCAUCCUUUCCUUGUUGUUUCUGUUACUUUGACCUCUGUGAGAACAGAGACAGGCAUCAGCUUGAAAAUGCCACAGCAGGCAUGUGAAGCAGAGAGCAUUAUGCUAAACUUAGCAGGACAGUUAAUUAUGGUACAAAGGGAUCGUUCUGGACCACAGAUACGAGAAAAGGAAAGUAGUCCUAACCAAAGGAAACUUCUGCCAUUUUGUGCUCCAGUUGUUCUUGCCCAGUCAGUUGAAAAUGUUUGGACUACAUGCCGUUCUAAUAAACAGAAGCGACACUUACUAGAGGCUCUGUGGCUCAGCUGUGGUGGAUCAGGUAUGAAAGUCUGGCUUCCUUUGUUCCCCAGGGACCACCGCAAACCACAUUCCUUUCUCUCAAGACGGAUCAUGCUGCCUUUCCACAUUAACAUUUACCCAUUGGCUGUUCUGUUUGAAGAUGCCUUGGUUCUUGGUGCUGUCAAUGACACUGUGCCCUAUGACUGUUUAUAUGCUAAUGGCAGCACCAUGGAACACUUAGAAUUCCUCUUCCCUUUCUGUAUUGUUGAGAGAACAUCUCAGAUCUACCUCCAUCACAUUUUGCGCCAGCUUUUGGUGAGGAAUCUAGGCGAACAAGCCCUACUUUUGGCUCACUCCUGUGCCACGUUACCAUAUUUUCCUCAUGUGCUAGAACUGAUGCUUCAUGAAGUGCUGGAAGAAGAAGCUACCUCGCGGGAUCCCAUUCCCGACCCUCUACUUCCCACUGUGGCUAAAUUCAUUACAGAGUUCCCCCUCUUCCUGCAGACAGUUGUUCAUUGUGCUAGGAAGACUGAAUAUGCCCUGUGGAAUUAUCUCUUUGCUGCUGUUGGAAAUCCAAAAGACUUGUUUGAAGAGUGUUUAAUGGCCCAGGAUUUAGACACAGCUGCUUCUUACCUUAUCAUUCUGCAGAACAUGGAGGUUCCAGCAGUUAGCAGGCAGCAUGCAACUUUGCUAUUCAACACUGCUUUGGAGCAAGGGAAGUGGGAUCUUUGUCGGCACAUGAUCAGAUUUCUGAAAGCCAUUGGCUCUGGAGAAUCAGAGACACCUCCUCCUACACCAACUACUCAGGAACCUAGUUCAAGUGGUGGCUUUGAAUUCUUUAGACAUCGCAGCAUUAGUUUGUCCCAGUCAGGAGACGGUAUUCCAGCAGGCAAAUUUAACUUGCAAAAAACAUUGAGCAUGCCGUCUGGUCCAUCUGGCAAAAGGUGGAGUAAGGAAAGUGACUGUGCUGAGCAUAUGUACAUUGAUAUGAUGCUCUGGAGACAUGCUCGGCGUCUGUUAGAAGAAAUCAGGCUUAAAGACCUUGGUUGCUUUGCUGCGCAGCUGGGCUUUGAGUUGAUAGGCUGGUUGUGUAAGGAGCGCACCAGAGCUGCCCGGGUAGAUGAUUUUGUAAUUGCUUUGAAGAAACUGCACAAUGACUUCCUCUGGCCAUUUCCAAUUAUUCCAGUUUGCUCCAUAAAUUCACCUCUCAAAAAUGGAAAGUAUAGAACAGUAAUAGGUGAGCAGCUUUUGAAAUCACAAUCUGCUGACAGCUUUUUGAACAUGGAAAUGACUACAGGCAUUGCAGAUGUGCCAAGAAGUCAUAGCUGGCUUGGUUCCAUUAGUUCUUCCCAAAGAGAGAUGGAUGCAGCAUCAUCCCAUGGACCUCACAUGCAAGAAGCAUUCCUCUCACCUUUGUUAAAUAAAGGUGAUGAAUGCAGUAUUGGUUCAGCCACAGACUUGACAGAAACAAGUUCUAUAGUGGAUGGAGACUGGACUAUGGUGGAUGAAAAUUUCUCCACAUUGAGUUUAACACAAUCAGAGUUGGAACAUAUCUCCUUGGAGCUGGCCAGUAAAGGGCCACAUAAAUCACAGGUUCAGCUGCGGUAUUUGCUUCAUAUUUUUAUGGAAGCAGGAUGUCUGGAUUGGUGCAUUAUUAUAGGCCUUAUUCUCCGAGAAUCAUCAGUGAUCAGCCAGGUCUUUAGCCUCAUGCAGUCUUCAGAGGUUGAUGGAGAGAUAUUGCAGAAUAUCAAAACAGGAUUGCAGGCAGUAGAUAGAUGGGCUUCAACAGACUGUCCUGGGUAUAAGCCAUUUUUAACCGUCAUCAAGCCACAACUUCAAAAACUGAGUGAGAUAGCAGAGGAACAAGUGCAACCAGAAGCCUUUCAGCCUGUGAACCUUGCAAGAGUGACAGAACAAGCCAGUCCAAGAGGAGAAGACAACAAGAGUUCAGCUGGUCACAGUGCCAGUCCUCAAAGUGACACUGGCAGUAGUAUCACAGCGCGACAUGAUGAGGACAUACUUGGACUACAGGAGGAUGAAGAUCCGCUCCAGGAAAGUGGUUAUGACUGUACUGUGUCCUAACAACAUUGAAGACAUUGGCUGGUGUUAUUAAUAGAAAAGCACAGCUUUGUGAUAAUGGCAUUUAAGAGCAUUGCUUUUGGAGAAAAGUAAUCAAUGCCUUCAACAACAUUUAAACUCAAUUUGUUUUUUAUGCUAAUUUUUUAAAAAAAUACACACUGACUAAAGAACCUCCUUAAAUCUGUGAAUGCUUCCCAAUAAGCAGUCUUGGCUCUUUCCUUUAUAAAAUGGUUAUGCAGAAAGCAACAAUAUUAUAGUUUGCAUACAAAUAUAUUUUAUUUUAUAGAUCUGGUUGAGAUUCUCUCUUCUAUACCUCAGAUUUCUUCUUUUUGGUACUUAAUCAUGCAGAAGGACAUCUAUCCUAUAUCAGUGCACAAUAUCAUUGUUAGGUUCUUUUGGGAUGCAAAAUGUAACCUAAUGUUGAAGGGGAAAUUUUGAAUUAAUUAUUUGCCCCAGAAGAAUAAGGCAAUAUUUGGAGUGUGUCUGGUUUUCAUAUUGCCUUGUUUUUGAAACCCAAGUUUUAAAAAUUCAACAAUGAAGCUAGUUAGGCUGAAAACCUGGUACAUUCUGCCUAGUUUGCCUAGGGAAAUCAUGGCCUGAUGGAGCUAGGCUGUGUUUGUUCUGUAGAUUAUGCUGUUUGAUAUCACUAAGCUUUUGUAUGAACGAACUGUAAAAUACAUUGUACGUUUUGUGAAUACUCUUGUAUAUUCUUAAUGUUACUGUUUUAUGCUUUUGGUGCUCGUACAACAGUGGAGGGUGUCCCUCUCUAUCUUGCAUGUCUGGAUCAUUAACUCAGAAAAACUAAAAGCAAAGUUGCAUUUCCAACCAGAAGCGACAGACUUUGAUUGACUCUUUAUGAGUGAUAUCCGUUGUCAUUGUUCUAUUUCGAUGCAUUCUAAAGAAUUUAAAUUACUGAAGGUUCUUAUUUAUUUCACUUGUAAAUUCUUUUCUGAAAACUAGUUUUUAUGUAAAUAGAUCCACCUUAUAUAUUAGUACUACUACUACUACUACUAUUAAGGGUUCAUAAUGACAAUGUACAGUGUAUAUAUGUAAACGGCCACCUUGCAAAUAUUUUAUAAUGCAUACACCUGUAACUAAUUACAUUUAUUUUAACUUUAAUACAGCAAUGUUAUGAUUGCCUCGAGGUACCUUUUCCCCCUCUGCUGUUCCCAAUAUGUAUAAUGUUAAAUACCUGUAACAGUAUUAAAAUUUAAAUAUUGGUUAGUUUGUACUGUCCAAUUGAGGGGGGAAAUGCAACACUUCUAGUUUUUUAUACAAAAACUAACACUUAUUUUUAUAAAUGUGGGUAUAAUGAACAGUGACAUGGACCAAAAUCAUUUAUCAUAUGGGAGUAUAAACAUCAUUAUCUGGCAUAGCUCUGGUAGAGUUACUCAGUUUGUUAAUGCAAUUCCCUGUAUGAAUUUUGAACUGGUAAUGUAUUCUGAACAUUCAAAAGGGGCAAAAAAAAUUAUAUUGGUCAUAAAUUUGUAUAUUUCUCUAGAAGACAAGGUUAAAUGUCUUUUAAUGGAUACGUGUAACUAAAUAUGUUUUAUUGCUGUUGCUUAGCCCUUACCAUUGGUAAGACCAUUAGUACUGGUACAUGUGCAAUAACUUUAAAAUAAAAUGACAAAGGGUGGAAAUUA